Molecule: messenger RNA, 6472 nt
Organism: Nyctereutes procyonoides (raccoon dog)
Lineage: Eukaryota; Metazoa; Chordata; Mammalia; Carnivora; Canidae
Gene: VSIG10L
Product: V-set and immunoglobulin domain containing 10 like
Exons: 10
Coding region: 2445-5273 (942 amino acids)
Source: RefSeq, a predicted model, not a curated record
AGCACAGGUGACACCACACACUUGGGAGCCACCUGGGGCACCUGACCUGGCUCUUGGGGCCAAAGAGCUUUCCCAGGGAGUGGCUUCUUGGUUGAGUCUUGAAAGACACUUAUCAGUGAGGUGGGAAGAAGAAAGGCUUUCAUCUGCAGAGUUUUUGCUGGGGACUCCCAGGUGCCAGGCCCUUCUGAGAGUCGGGAUACAAGAGAGGACAAAGCUGGAAGCUCAGGUUCUGGUUUGGGACACAGACAUACCACAAUCAAAACCCCUGUGGGAAUAAAGAGCAGUGGGGCCUGGAGUCAGACAUGGUGAUUUUAGAGCCUCUCUCGCAUUUACCAACUGUGGGAUCUUGAGUGAGUUACAUUUGGUGUCUGAGCUUCAGUUUCUUUAUCUAGCUGAUCAAAAUAGUAAGAGCUUAGUGUAGUGGUUAGGGCUUCGGGUCUGGCCAGGCCACUUCCUGGCAAGUUCCUAUUCUCUGAACCUGUAUUUCCUCCUCUCUCAGGUGGAGUUAGUAAUAAGAUCUGUGUUCUGGUUGUCUGGCAUGGCAUAAUGAACCACCCCAAAACUCUGGUGUAAGCCAGCAAUAAUUUAUUUUACCCAUAAACCUGAAAUUUGGGCAGGGCUUGGCAGGAGAGCUCACUGCUCUACGUGGCAUCAUUUGGGGUCUCAAGAAGUGGCCAGAGGAUUGACAUCCAAGAUGAUUCAGUCAUGUGGCCCACAAACUGGCCAGGGUUGUUGGCUUGAGCUGACUGUUGACCAGAGGCCAUGAUUCCUCUCCAUGGGGCUGCUUGAGCUUCUUCACAAUAUGGUGGCUGGGUUCCAAGAAGAAGUGUUCUUUUUUUUUUUUUUUAAGAUUUUAUUUAUUUAUUCAUGAGAGACACACAGACAGAGAGAGAGAGGGGGGCAGAGACAUAGGCAGAGGGAGAAGCAGGCUCCCUGCAGGGAGCCUAAUGUGGAGUCGAUCCCAGGACCCUGGGAUCAUGCCCUGGGCCAAAAGGCAGAUGCUCAACCACUGGGCCACCCAGGCGCCCCCCAAGAGGGAGUGUUCCACCACACAUGAAGUGGAAUAUGCGUCUGCAGGCUGAGAUGCAGACAUUGGUGUGGGGUCACUUCUGCUGUACUCCCUUGAUCUAGUAGUCCGAGUCUACCCCGAUCCAAGGGGAGGGGGCAUAGACCCUACUCCUUGAGGGAGGAGGGUCGAAUUUACAGGCAUCUUGAAGCUACAAAACUUACCCCAUGAGGUUUUGAGGGAAUUAAUGUGGCUCCCCCAGAACCACAUCUGACACACAGAAAGUGCUCACAAUGUAUUAUUACCAUUGUUGUUACCAUCAGCAUGGUUAGAACUCCCUGGAUAAGCUCAGAGGACUGACUGGGAGCUUGAGCAGAGCUCAGGGUGGUAGAAGCUUUCAGAAGGAGUAAGCAUUCUGACCACCUGAGCCAAAGCCCAGCUCCUCUGGCUGUGCAACCUCCUGCAGUUCCCUUGACCUCUCUGAUCCACAGUCCCCUGGCCUGUAAGAUGAUGAUAACGACACCCAGCUCUGAGGGCAUUUGGAAGUGUUUGGGCAGAUAAUGCCUGGGUAGCAUUUUGCAUGGUUCCUGGCACAGAAGUGGUAAUUAUUGUUAUGAUUCUUAAGCAGGUGAGGUUGCAGGACAAGUUGGGGGUGGGGGCUGGGCAGGGAGUGAGCAGAGCAUUCCAGGUAGGAAACCUGCCUGCAAAUCUGGGAGGGGAGAGAUGGCGCAGAAGAAUGGCAGGAUGUUCAAAGAAUUAGAGGGUGGAGGGCGUGGCCAGAGCGGGUGGGUCUGAAAGGGCCCUUAGAUGUCUCUUGAGGGCACAGGGGAGCCACAGGAGGGGCAGGGACAGAAAGGGUUUAAGUGUGGAUCCAUAGGCUGGCAGAGGCUGGAGGGAGGAGGCUGGAGGAGAGGAUGGGAUCUGUGCUGGGGUCUGGCCAGUGGGAAUGGAGAGGGAGGGGGAGAGAGGAGGGAAGAAGGCUCCCCAACCUGUGCAUAGAUGUGGAAUGGCACUUGAGAUGGAGAGCCCAGGAAGGGGUUGUAUUGGAGGGAAGAUGCUGGGUUUAGUGGGAUGCAGGGCAUUUGAGGCCAUGGGGGGCACAGAGAUGCAACUCUAGGUCUCAGGAGAGGGUGGGAGACAACCAAUUGAGACAUAUUCUGAGGGCAGCAGGGAGCCAUAGGAGGAGUUGAAGCAUUUGGGCAAUUGCAGGUAUCUGAGGCUGCAGGGAGGACAGAGGAGACUCAAGGCCAGAGGGUGGGGAGAAGGAAGGCUGAACUGAGGCCAAGGCCAUCAGAAGUGGGGCUCUCCAAAGGGUCACCUCACCCUCCUCCAAGAAUUCUUCCUGGCUUCUCUUCCCCAUGGGUUUGCUACCCCAUUUCCGCUGGGACUCAGCAGCUUUCACUAUCUUCACCCUGGGUGUGGGGAGUGCAGGGGUCAUAUGGGACCAGCUGAUGAGGACCAGUCAGGUGGGGUGGCUGGCUCUGCCACUAGAUUGGGGUUGGGGGAUCCUGGCACCGCCCACUGGGUCUGGCUUCCUUCCCCACCCAGGAAGCUACCAGUCCUGUCAGACUUGUUGACCAGGGAGGCACUGGAGUCUCGCUCCAGUGUCCUCACAGGUGCAGCCAGCACCAUGGACACCUCAUGGGCUCUGCUGCUCUUCCUGUUUCUGGCCUCUGGAGGAGAGGUCCUCACCCAUGGAGCCUCUUCUGGAGUUCAGCAAACCAAUUUCUCCUUGGACUCAGAAAGCUCUUCCCAGGGCCCAGGUUCAAAAGUCUCCUACAUCAACCCCCCCAGCUGGAAAUUUCCAGAUCAGUCUCCAGGUUCAAAUGCCACGGCUGCUAUCCCUCAUCUCAAAUGGUUUUCUGAGUCCUCAGAUUUUAACGAUGUGCCUAGGUCCGUCUGGUCAAAUGUUUCUGCUGAGGGCCAAAAGUUGAGCCUGGAUCCUACCUUCUCUGAAAUCCCUGAUUCUGAAGUAUUUUCUGAUAUCUUGGGUUCUCAAGUUCCUGCCAAAGACUCAGAGCCCUCCUUCUCUGUUAAGACCCCAGCUUUGAACAUUUCAGCUCCGGUCCCAGCUACUGAAGUACCUAUUGAGACCCCAGGUUCAAAAGCCUCCCCUGAGGAUCAUGAUCUUGAAAUCUCUGCCCAGAAACCUGAGUCCAAAGUAAUUGCAGGAGCCCAGCCAGGGGAAAGCUUCCCCCAGCAGGUGGGGAGGCCUCUCUCAGUGCUAGUGGGGACCACCAUCCAGCUUCCUCUAGUUCCAGUUCCCAGCCCCGGCCCUCCUGCUCCUCUGGUUGUCUGGCGCCGGGGCUCUAAGGUGCUGGCUGCAGGAGGCCUGGGGCCAGGGGCGCCCCUGAUCAGCUUGGACCCUGCUUACCGAGACCGCUUACGAUUUGACCAGGCCCAAGGGGGCCUGGAACUUGCUUCUGCCGGGCUGGAGGAUGCUGGUCUCUACACUGCUGAGGUUAUCCGGGCUGGGGUUUCCCGGCAGAUUCGGGAGUUCACGGUGGGUGUAUAUGAGCCCCUGCCCCAGCUGUCGGUGCAGCCCCAGACCCCCGAGACAGAGGAGGGGGCGGCCGAGCUCCGGCUGCGUUGCCUGGGGUGGGGGCCUGGUCGUGGAGAGCUGAGCUGGAGCCAGGACGGACGCACCCUGGAGGCGACAGACCCGGAGGGAGCGGAACCACCCCGGAUCCGCACAGAGGGCGACCAGCUGCUCAUCAUGCGCCCCGUGCGCAGCGACCAGGCCCGGUACACCUGUCGCGUCCGCAGCCCUUUCGGCCACACCGAGGCUGCGGCCGACGUCAGAGUCUUCUACGGCCCGGAUGCGCCGGUCAUCAAGAUCUCCUCGGACCGCGACGCCGCCCCCGCCCUCUUUGUCACUGCGGGCAGCAACGUGACCCUGCGCUGCACCGCCGCCUCGCGGCCGCCCGCCGACAUCGCGUGGAGCCUGGCAGACCCGGCCGAGGCCGCGGUGCCCGCCGGCCCGCGUCUCCUGUUGCCCGCGGUCGGCCCGGGCCACGCCGGCACCUACGCCUGCCUUGCCGCGAACCCGCGCACUGGCCGCCGCCGCCGCUCUCUGCUCAACCUCACCGUGGCGGAUCUGCCUCCCGGGUCCCCGCAGUGUUCAGUCGAAGGCGGUCCGGGGGACCGCAGCCUGCGCUUCCGCUGCGCGUGGCCCGGCGGGGUCCCCGCCGCCUCCCUGCAGUUCCAGGGUCUCCCCGAAGGCGUCCACGCGGGGCCGGUGGCCUCUGCGCUCCUGGCAGCGGUCCCCGCCCACCCCCGGCUCAGCGGCGUCCCGGUCACCUGCCUUGCCCGCCACCUGAUGACCACGCGCACCUGCACUGUCACCCCAGAGGCCCCUCGGGAAGUGCUGCUGCAUCCCACAGUGGAGGAAACACGGUCAGGGGAGGUGGAGGUGGUGCUGGAGGCCACUGGCUGCCCUCCACCAUCGAGAGCCUCUUGGGCCCGGGCAGGGCAGCCUGUGGCCCCAGGAGGUGGGAGUCGCCUGCGGCUCAGCCGAGAUGGGCGCAGGCUCCUCAUUAGCAACUUCAGUCUGGACUGGGACCUGGGAAAUUACUCCGUGUUGUGCAGCGGGGCGCUGGGUGCUGGGGGCAACCAGAUCACUCUCACUGGACCUUCCAUCUCCUCAUGGAGGCUGCAGAGAGCCCAGGAUGCAGCAGUGCUUACUUGGGAUGUGGAACGUGGGGCCCUGAUCAGUGAUUUUGAGAUCCAGGCACAAAGAGAAGGCCCUGAUCUGGGUCGAGCCACUAUCUACAAGGACUGGAUUUCUCUGCUCAUCCUGGGGCCUCAGGAGCGGUCAGCUGUGGUACCCCUUCCCCGUCGGAACCCUGGCACCUGGGUCUUCCGUGUCCUGCCUAUGCUGGGGGGCCAGCCAGGGACCCCAUCACAGAGCCAAGUGUACCAGGCCAGUCCCCCCCUGGGCUCUGGGGCCAUUGCUGGCAUCGUCCUGGGUUCCAUACUGGGCCUGGCCCUCCUAGCAGCGCUUCUCUACAAGUGCAUCCGCUGCCUGUCCAGUUUUAGGGAAGACACUCUUAAGAAAAACAAGUGUCCUUCCUCCUUGACCCCUGUGGUUCCCCCACAGGAAAAAAAGAUGCAGAGCAUAACCCCAGUGCAGACCCCACAGCCUCUGCCCUUCAAAGUGCCGCUGGAGGACCCUAGCCCAAACAGGGCCCACCAGGUCACUGGCCCCAGUCCAGUCAUCUCUCCGGGUGGGGGCCUAAGGACUGUUCGGGCAGCCACACAGGUGUGACGGGGCCCACUCUGCACAGGACUUUUUGGUAGGACCUCCUGUUUCACCCCGACAGCAGGCAGGGCCUUCCCGCCCUGCUGAGAUUGAAGACUGGCCAUAGAGCAUGAGACUUCUAAUCUCCCUGUCAGCACAGAAGACUCUACUCAUAUUUGUGCAACUAAGGAGCUGUGGUUCCCAGGCUGGGAGAUAUUCCUUGCUGAUGUACCAGUGUGAUUUGUACAACCUCCAAGCAGGCAGGACGUACAGGCUUGGUGGUGAACAGGCAGGGCUUGUCCUUGCUGUUCUGAGCCCCAGAGAGGGCCCUGCCUCAUUCUCUCAGAAGAUCUUCCUAUGUCCAUUUGUCUCCUCCAGGCCAUUCCCCAUCCAGUAACCAGAGUCUUCAUCUUUAAAACAGCCCAGAUCACAUCCACUUCUCUUUGAACCCUUCUAUGGCUGCCAAUUGCCCUUCAGAUAUUGUCCUGAUUCCUCUCUGUGAUUUUCAAAGCCUUGUGGUUUGGCUUCUGUUGGCCUCUGACCUUCGCUUCCAGUCCUUUCACUCCUGCUACUCAGGAUUAACAACAGAUUUUCUGUCCACACAGCUCUACAUUGCCUCCAGGGCUUUGCCUCAGAGUUUGCUUUGCCUAGAACACCACUCUUUGCCCUGGGUCGUCCACUUCUCAAGUAUAAUGGGAACUGAGAUACAGUGAUUUAUAGGACACGUAUAUUUGAUUAUCAUUUGGUUUCUCAGAUAGAUUUGGUCGUGAUCCACAGUUCUUGAAAACGGUUCAGAGUCAUAAAGGUGAAAUGAGUGUCUUAUUAUUAAUGGAGGUGACUUUUUGGGUUGCACCCAAAGGCAGGACUGGUUGCCUGGAGGACCAAACCUGUGAUUAGAGGAUUGGAAAUUUCAGUUCUACACGCUCCCCACCCCCACCUCCAGGAGGAGGAGGGACUGGAUGUUGAAUCAACCAAUGGCCAGUGACGUAGUCAAUCAUGACUAUAAAAUGAAGCCUAUGAACAAACCCCCGAGGACAGCUCUUUGACCCAUUUCAGCAGAGCUUCCAUGCUGGGGGAACCAGAAUGCCCCCAUGUACCACUAAACUGGGUCCCCAAGCCCCACAACGACAGAGAUUCCUUUGGGAGCUUGCCCUGUGUAUCUCUUCAUCUGGCUGUUGGUUUAUAUCCUUUCUCAUGUCCUUUAAUAAACUGGUAAAUGUAACUAA